Drosophila eugracilis is the source of this 2097-nucleotide messenger RNA. RefSeq lists its product as uncharacterized. The record is from RefSeq and is a predicted model, not a curated record. The transcript has 5 exons. Bases 154 to 1995 code for a protein of 613 amino acids. Lineage: Eukaryota; Metazoa; Arthropoda; Insecta; Diptera; Drosophilidae.
UGAAUGAUGAAUGCCAGCGACUAGACGGACCGCACACAAAAAUUCCAAGUGCCCAGCAAACGGAUACGGAUAAACUACUCCCUCAGUGUUAGUGUUCUAAUAAUCCAAGGAUCACAAAAUCAGCUUUGAAAGCCAAUAUAGCCAGUUAGCUAUAUGACGACAUCAGCGAUCGGCAGCGUGGGCGUAGGUGUCGGCACUGCCUCCAGUAGUCCAGUGCGAAGACCCACUGCCAGAGCCACCGCUGGAAUCCAAAGACGAAGGGUGGUCAAAAAGCACAUCCAACAGAAGUACAUGCUCUGCGGCUUUGCCAUACACGCUUUUCUUGCCACUCCAGCUUAUUUGUAUGGCAAUGUGGUGGAGUCGGACAAGGAUCUGGUGUUGAGGAUUUGGCCAGCCAUUGUCUACCAGGCAACCGGAGAACUAUGUCGCUCGAUAAUGGAGCAUCUGGACACAGAAUACAGUGGCAGAUCGAGGGAGACGACGCAGUACAGAAGGGUAUUUCUUCUGGCCACGCUCAUCGCCUGCGUUUCAUUGAUGAUCAGUGGUAUACUCUUUUCCUCAGCCUGGAUUGUGGUUACUACGACGACGCAGGUGGUCGCCAUUGUCUUCUAUGGAUGCUUUGCAGCCAUCGGCUCGAGUUUGUACUUGUGGAAGACGCAUGUAAUACUGGAGGCAGUGCGCCCGCGGGAGGACAAGUACGUUCGGAAGACGAUCCAUCUCUGCGGCGAGGCCUUCUGUCAGCUGUUUCUUUCAUUCGUUUUCACCAGCCUUCGAACUCUCUACGGCACCGCUCAGUCGAUUGUGCUGAUGUCCGCCCUGCUAGUGAACCUAAUCCCGCUCAGCCUUAUCAUCACCAAGCAUCGUGAGGAUGCCUUCACCACGAAACGGAUAUCGGUGAUUAAGGCGGAAACAGGAUUUGCUGCACUUCCGCUGCGUGCUGCAUUGGCGGCCAAUUUGGUGGCUGAUCAACUGGAUGGAUUGGACACGCUCUCCUGGCGGAAUCCGGCCACUACCGAAAUGGCCACACCAAAUGCAGCCGUUGCUGCCGCCGUGGUGGACACGCACAGCAAUUACAUGCUCGCCACUGAUGAGGCAUAUGUUACGUAUGUGAAUCCCAACGGGGUGGAGAUCAUGGAGAUCAUACCCGAGGAGGAUGAAACGGUGUCCAUGAUGCGAUCUAGCAAUGCCACCAUCGACAAUUACGCCAUGUCCGCCUCGCAGACAUCGCACAAAUCCCUUUCAAAUGGACGCCUCUAUCCAUUAUCGCCACAGAUUCCCUUGACCAGUGGAUCAGGAACUGGCAGCUCCUCGCCCCUGCCACCCGACUACGCCAAUCUGCGCCGAAUUCGCCGAAUGUCGCGGGCGGUGACCUCGCAUCUUUGGCGGAAUCUGCUGGACAAGAUCGCCAUGCCGCUGCAGCAGGCGCUGUUGGUGCCGCAGCUUUAUGCCACCACGCUGCUCCUCUCGGCAGACAUCUUCAGCUAUGUGAUGUGCCUGACGGUGCUACCGGGCUUGGCAGUUAGCCAUCAUGCACUGAAAAAUGCCGAAAUCCCGUUCCUUUUCUCCCUGCUCGCUUUUCCCUGGAUGUGCUUCUCCCUGAUGACGCCACGUUUCGGGACGAGUCUUUACAAGCGCAAGAUCCAGUGGCAUACGCUGGGCAGCAUCUGUAAAUGCCUGGCGCUGAUCUUCAUUAGCUUCUCCACGUCCAAGUUGCUGUUGAGUGUGUCUGCGGUGCUGCUGGGCUUUGGCCAAGUAGUCACUGCCUUUCUACAAGAACUAGUCUUCCAGAUGGGCAUGACGCGGGCCAAUUGGACUUCAAUCCGGCGACCAGUACACUUUACCAACGGCCUCUUAGUGCUCCUGUGGGGUGCAUUAGCACAUUGGGUGGUUGAGCGGUACUCGUUCCAGGCCACCGUUGGCCUUGCUGGUGCGCUAUACGGAGCAACCACGCUGCUCUGGAACUUCCUAUUCUUUUGCUGCCAGGGCAGGGACUGAAGAGCUGAAGGAUCUGAAGAAAUCACGGGGUCUUGGGCACCAAGGGAUCCCAGUUUGUGUCGGUAUCUGUGUUUUGUUGCUGUUUCUGGCGUCGUUCUUGUA